Corticium candelabrum is the source of this 414-nucleotide messenger RNA. Its product is annotated as receptor-interacting serine/threonine-protein kinase 2-like. The transcript is spliced from 3 exons. Bases 1 to 414 code for a protein of 137 amino acids. The record is from RefSeq and is a predicted model, not a curated record. NCBI's taxonomy places the organism in Eukaryota, Metazoa, Porifera, Homoscleromorpha, Homosclerophorida, Plakinidae. Gene Ontology annotation, cellular component: cytoplasm. Gene Ontology annotation, molecular function: protein kinase activity; ATP binding. Gene Ontology annotation, biological process: protein phosphorylation; signal transduction.
AUGGCUGCAGCAAGUGAUCCUAGGCCGACGCUGUUUAAGUCAGAUGACUUUGUCUACGACAUGGAGAAUGACUGGCUUGGUUCAGAAAAUGGGGAUUUGGAGAGCAUAUUGCUGUCAGAAGAACGUGAGCAUCCUGAAAUCAGAAAGUGGAGCUGUCGACUGAAGAUGAGUUUGGAAAUUGCAAAGGGAAUGGACUUUUUGCACAGUCUCAACCCUUCAAUUAUACACAGAGAUUUGAAAACAGCCAAUGUUUUAGUUGAUUGCACUUACCACUGCAAGAUUAUACAGUUUGUAUUGUCCACGAUGAGAGGAAUUUCAAGGCGAUCAGCAGUUCAAUCGAGCAGUAGUCCAACUGUGAUGGGAACCGUCACAGAAGGAACAAGAAACAAGGAGAAUCAGUCCAAAAGUUCAUAA